Molecule: messenger RNA, 2558 nt
Organism: Drosophila grimshawi
Lineage: Eukaryota; Metazoa; Arthropoda; Insecta; Diptera; Drosophilidae
Gene: Pxt
Product: chorion peroxidase
Exons: 7
Coding region: 83-2452 (789 amino acids)
Biological process (GO): response to oxidative stress
Molecular function (GO): heme binding; peroxidase activity
Source: RefSeq, a predicted model, not a curated record
AUUAAGAAACACCGUUAAAUGGUAAUAGCGGAGUCAUUUUCUGCGUGCAAAUUUUAACUUCGUUUAAAAAUUGAAUUGUAAAAUGCGCAAUUUAUAUGUUUUAUUGUUAUGUUGUGUUGUCACAUCUGUGCCAUUACAAUAUGUAGCUGCAUAUUCAAUACGAAAAAAUGAUUUAAAAACUGUGGAAAAGCAUAAUGAGGAUUCAGAUGUGACCAAAAGUGGAUUGAUGGAAAAGUGCAAACCAUGCAAAGUAGGCAUCAAAUGUGUGCCGCAAAUCCAAUGUCCCGCCCACGUGCGAAUGGGACAGCAUGAGAAGCCGCAAGUUUGCGAUUUGCCCGCUGGCAAAUUUGGAUUCUGCUGCGAAACGGGCCAGAAUCAUACGGCACAUGAGAGCAAGGAGCGUCGCUCCGCCUUUCCCGCCAUUCUGCCGCCCGAUGUGCUCGAGGAGGCGCGCAAGAAUUUCGAGCAGCUAAUGCAUGGCGUUGCACAUCUGCAAAUUCCCGUGCAACGUGGUCAUCCCGACUUCAUCCACGGCAUUGUUUUCCACUCGACUCCCAAAGAGGACUUGCACAAUUUUGCGCUGUCAAACAAUGCCUUGGAGCAGGUGAUAACAACACAGGUGUUCGGUCAGAAGGAGCAGGUGCCGCUCGAUGAUUUCAUCACGAACAAUGUGCAGGUGAAGUUCUCAAAGACACCGCUGGCUCAUCAUUGCCAGGCACCGCCCAUUUGUCGUGGUCGGCAAAAUUUGCGGAGUCUGGACGGCACUUGCAAUAAUCCGUUGGCGCAGCGUUCGCAUUGGGGUGCCGCCGGGCAGUCGAUGGAGCGUCUGUUGCCACCCGCCUACGAAGAUGGCAUUUGGACGCCACGUGCCAAGGCCAAGGAUGGCAGUCCACUGACGAGUGCCCGUGAAAUCUCACGCAUUCUCUUCGAGGAUGUGCAUCGUCCACAUCACAAAUGCAAUCAGCUCAUCAUGCAAUUUGGCCAGCUCUUGGCGCACGACGUCUCCCAGUCGUCGUCGGUGCGUCUCGAUGAGAAUGGUGGCCUGGUGCAGUGCUGCUCGACGGGAGGCCAAAGUAUUUUACCCCGCGACAAACAGCACUUUGCCUGCCUGCCCAUUCCGGUGGCCGAGAACGAUGAAUUCUAUGGCGCUUUUGGUGUGCGUUGUCUGAAUCUGGUGCGUCUCUCCCUGGUGCCCAGUGCCGACUGCCAGCUGAGCUAUGGCAAACAGCGCAGCAAGGUGACCCACUUCCUCGAUGCCUCACCCGUCUAUGGCUCCAAUGAGGAGGCGGCACGCGACUUGCGCACCUUCCACGGCGGCCGAUUGCGUAUGUUCAACGAUUUUGGUCGCGAUCUGUUGCCCCUGACGAGUGACAAAAGCGCCUGUGGCAGCGAUGAGCCAGGAAAAUCUUGUUUCAAGUCGGGUGAUGGCCGCACAAAUCAGAUAAUCUCGCUGAUCACACUGCAAAUAGUGUUUGCACGUGAACAUAAUCGCAUUUGCGAUGUUUUGGCCAAACUGAAUCCGACGGCAACCGAUGAGUGGCUUUAUCAGGAGGCACGACGCAUUGUGAUCGCUGAGCUGCAGCACAUCACGUACAAUGAGUAUCUGCCAGCUGUAAUUGGACCGAAGCAAGUCAAGCGAUUCCGUUUAACGCCCCAACAUCAGGGAUAUUCCACGGACUAUAGCGUUGAUGUUAAUCCAGCGAUCACAAAUGAGUUCUCUGGCGCUGCUUUUCGCAUGGGUCAUUCAAGUGUCGAUGGCAAGUUUCGCAUACGCGAUGAGAUCAUUAAUAUACCCGACGUUAUGUUUAAUCCUUCGAGGAUGCGCAAACGUGAAUUCUUUGAUGAUAUGCUGCAAACGCUUUUCGCACAGCCAAUGCAGCAAAUUGAUAGCUCGAUAACCCAGGGUCUGAGCCGAUUUCUGUUUCGCGGUGAUAGUCCGUUUGGUUUGGACUUGGCUGCCAUUAAUAUACAACGUGGUCGCGAUCAGGGACUGCGCUGCUAUAACGAUUACCUCGAAGUGAUGGGUGCACCAAAACUGCGAAAUUUUGAUCAGUUUCCCAAGGAAGUUGGUGAGAAGCUGUCGCGUGUCUAUCAUUCGACUGAUGAUAUUGAUUUGUGGGUUGGCGGCUUGCUGGAGCAAGCGAUUGAGGAUGGUAUCGUUGGCAUUACAUUUUCGGAGAUUAUUGCCGAUCAGUUUGCACGCUUUAAGCAUGGCGAUCGCUUCUACUAUGAAUACGAUAAGAAGAUUAAUCCAUCUGCCUUUCAGCCGGCACAAUUGCAGGAGCUUCGAAAGGCGAGCAUAGCACGUUUAAUAUGCGAUAAUGCCGAUCAUUUGACACUGCACACGGUGCCCACAGCAGGUUUUGUGCGUGCCGAUUUUCCUGGUAAUCAGCUGGUGCAUUGCGAUGAUCCGCGACUUCCCUCAGUCGAUCUAAACGCCUGGCGCAUGUAAUGCAUUUAUCGGCUCAUUUUAAUUGGCUUUACUUAAUUCUUAUUUAACAAUGCAUUUUCAAAAAGAUUUUAAAAUAUAAAUAUAUAUAAUAACCAGAAUGAAGAAA